AUGGCCACUCCCGACGCCACCAAGUUCACCACUUCCGACCAGAUCUUCUCCGCGAACCACACGCUGCCCCAGAUUCGCUCCAUCCACAAGGCCCUCCAUGUCGAGAUCGAGGACAAGGCAAGCCGCCUGCGCACGCGCGUAGGCGGAUCUUACCGCGACCUGCUCGGCACGGCCGACACGAUUGUACAGAUGCGCAGCGACAACGAUGCUGUGCAAGAGCUCCUGGGCAACAUGGGCUGGCGGUGCGGGAGGACGGUGGUCUCGACAAAGGUUGCUGGAUUGGCCAAGUUUGUGCGCAAGGAGCAGAAGUCAGAAGUUGCCGAGUCAGCUCGAAAGAGGUUGCUGGACGGGUGUCUGCUACUGGUUGGCAGACUGCUCAGAGGCCGCGGGGAGGUGGACGAGAGAGUGAGCAUCGGUGAUAGGCUGGUGUUGGCGGCCAAGGUGUGGGUGCUAAGUCGCCUCUUGGUCAAUAGCCUGGGGAACGAGUUUCCCAGCGACGAGGCUCGACAAGCUGCUGAUGCUUCUAAAAAGAAGCUGGAUAGCUUGCGUCGGCGGCUGAGGACGACUCUGGAGAAGACCAUGGAGAAGGCUGGUCCCGACUCUGAUAGGGACGACGUAUUGAAGUCCCUCGCGGCUCACAGUCUUGCGAAUAGCUCUGGAACCAAGGAUACCUUGCGGCACUUUUUGGAAGUCAGGUUCAAGGCCAUCUCCGUGGCUUUGGAUUAUGAGGAGGAAGACGGGCGGGCCAGGAGUCCGGACGAUGUCAUCCAAAGCCUGAGACUAUAUGCACGAACUUUACUAGACGUACAGGCCUUUGUGCCGAACAAACUCUCCCAAACACUCAAUGCCCUAACAAAAAAGCCUCUCCUGGAAGAUGCCUCCUUGCAGAAUUUGGAAGGGCUGCGACUCGAUAUUUUUGAGAGAUGGUGUGGUGAAGAGAUUCAAUAUUAUACGCCCUUUAUUCGCCAUGAUGAUCUUGAUGGAACGCGGGCAAGGGAGAUGUUUGACAGCUGGGUCGAAAAAGGCGAACAGGUGCUACUCGAUGGGCUGAAGAAGACUCUGGAGCCAAUCCACGAUUUCAAAUCCAUAACAGAGCUCCGGACGAAUCUGCUCCAGCUUUGGAUACGCGAAGGCAGCAAAGUGCGAGGUAUCGACCCCGAAGAGGUGCAGAACAAUGUACGAAAGGCCAUCAAUGCGCGGAUGCUCGCCGUUUUGGACGCAAAGGUUUCCAAACUUCGUCUUGUGGGCUCAGAAGUCAAGGCGACGCUGGAAAGCUGGAAGGAUGGCGCGACUGGGAAACUACCAGGCCUUUGGGAUGAAGAGGGCUACGAGGAUGCGUUGGCUAUUGGAGCUCGUCCGUUUUUACAAGAAGUGGCGUCACGAUUCUAUGGCCGCAGCGACGCUGUUUCCAAGGCGCUCAACUGCUAUUCUUCUUGGUUUCACAUCACCGACGACGUGAAAGAGGUGGUUGGGCAGUUGGAGAAACAGCGCUGGGAUAACGAUUUUGACGAGAUUGAAGAUGAAGAGACGAUAGAGGCGAGGCAGCAGUUGUUGAGCAAGGACGAUCCGAAAAUGCUGCAACAAAAGUUGGAUACCAGCCUUGAUGCGUCUUUUGAAUCGCUUGGAAAGGAGCUUCAGCAGCUAUGGGACAGCAAAUCCGAGAGUAGCAGCAGCAGUGCUGUCGCCAUGUACUUGGUUCGAGUCUUGCGUGAUAUUCGUCGCCAACUACCACAGCGCGACAAGCUCAAGAACUUUGGCUUGGAUUUGGUGCCUGCCCUUCACCAAACGAUUAUAGCAUCGACAUCAGCAUCACCCGUGGAAGAAUUUGUGAAGACGGGAUUAUCUGGAAGAGUUGCAGUUGGAAGGCCGUUGUGGGAAGGCGACCCAGCACUGCCCAAUCAGCCGUCUCCACAGACGUUUCAAUUCCUCCACAGCCUGCUGCUGUCCUUGUCAGAUGCCGGGGUUGACUUGUGGACCGCGGCUGCAAUGUCCGCUUUGAAGAAGCAUGUUGGUCAGCAAUUGUGUGAGGCGUGGAGCCAAGAAUUACAGAGCCUAGAAUUCUACGAAGAGGCCAAAGGAGAGGAGAGACAAGAAGAAAAUGAUGGGGAGGAGAAGGAAAACGCCGGAGAAAAGGAAGAGCCGGGUAGCAGCGGGAAGGACCAGGACGUUGAAAAGAAAGAUGAUGGCUCACCCUCUGGCAACGAGCAAUUGCGAGAUGUUUGCAUCCAAUGGCUCUUUGAUAUCUCGCUUCUACGCCUCUCAAUCGGAAACGUAGCAGGAGAUACAACACAAGAGUUUCAAAAAUUGGAAGAUGCGGUUUAUGAGCGCACUGGGUUGGAAGAUGCCUCGCGACAGCAAGUCGGCAAGACGGCCAAGAGCUUCUGGGGCCGAACGAGUCUGCUUUUUGGAUUGUUGGCAUAA
This is a messenger RNA of Trichoderma atroviride IMI 206040, 2421 nucleotides long. The record is from RefSeq and is a predicted model, not a curated record. NCBI's taxonomy places the organism in Eukaryota, Fungi, Ascomycota, Sordariomycetes, Hypocreales, Hypocreaceae.